UUUCAUGAGCGGAGGUUUUGAUCCUAAAACAACGACUCCUUAGAAUUUACUAAUUGAAAUGCAUAUUUGAGGAGAAGGUCAGCGUCAUUUGCAAGAACGACCCACCAGUCCCGACUUCUAGAGCUGCAACAUCGGAUUUAAUAUCUUUAUUUCGUGACGGGAGAUAUCAAGUGAACGGAAGAAGUUGAAGUUUUAGCAUCGCAUUACAUCAAAAAUGGCCACUGUUAUACGACAACCUGGUUUACGUAGCCAAACUUCAGGAACUUCUGGUUCUGUUCAGUACCUUGGGGGCUAUGAUGGACCAUAUGCUGGAGAAGAAGACGUGUUUCUUCAAGAAAAGAAGGCAAGACCUAACGAGGUACCGAUUCCUAUGGGCUUGGAGGUUUUCCAAGGAGUCAGUAAGCUUGUGGCCCAUCAGGUUGUUGGAGAGGACGAAGGUAUAGUCGAAUAUGCUGAUUGUGCAAUUGUUUUGUCCUGUUAACUUUUCAAAAAGCACGAAACUGGUUAUAAGGAUUCUUAUUUAUAGCUUGCUAACAUAUUGAAUGUUUAUUGGAUCGUUCAAACUGUGUUUUGUAUCCACCAACUUGCGAGAACUCAGCAUGCUGUCGUAGCUAGUCUGCUGAUCGUAGCUACUAAGACCUACUAAAGGGAACGAGCGGUUAGAGCGUUUGAACAUGGCUUUCUCAGGUUCUUGGGUAAUUGCAUUGAAUAGGAACGCGGUUUAUGAACAGUAGUUAAAAGCGAUCGAAAUAUUUUCAGGUCCAGAUUAAGUCUUGAAAUUUCCGGGAAACAACUAUCGCGUGAAAGCAACGAUGAAAUUAAAAAUCUCAGAUUACGGACGCUAUCCACGACUAAGGACCGCCCAAGUAGAGAUUUCAUCCACGCGAAAACUUAACUAAAACAUGCUUCCUUUAAUUUGCAACAAAAAAUCACGCAUCAAUAAUAAUAAUUCAACAAGGAUCAAAUCGAGCCAUCAGUUGGACUUAGAACUCUGCCCCGUGCAAUUUUUUAGCAAACUGUCGCACGAUACCAUGCUUAUGGGGUUGGUUUUUAACGGGGUUUUUAAGUAGGAGUUAACUACCUCAAUUUGGUUAACCUUCAUGAUCACCGAAUCAUUUUUGGAUAUCGGUUUGUUCUGGCUGUCGACACUUUUUUCCUAACCCUCGAACAACAUUGUUGUUUUUUCCUUUAACCGCCACUUAAAUUGCCACUCAAUGUUAAUACAAUAUUCUGAAUAUUAGGUCGAAUUUUCUGUAAACGUAAAUUAGGUUUAUAUAUCAAAUUUGCCACGCUUAAUAUUCCGUCAGUUCGACCACCCAACAUUUUCUAUGUUGUUUAAAUUAAUCAAGGGUUCUGGAGGGUCAAAAUGCCCCCUUCUGCCAACUUUGGUCAUCAGCCGACAAUGCAAAUCAAAGAAGUGCUGCACAUGUUUAAACAUGAAACAAAAUUUUUCUUUGGAGAUGAAGUUUUAUAGACGUGACCAUACACCUUUGCCACGACCUAUCAGCUCUGAAUAUUUCUUUGGAUGUUGUCUAUAGGGAUUUAGGCUGGGCUUAUUUUUCAAAACAAGUUGAUAUCAAAACAAACUUUAUCUCUUCAAGAAACUAACUUCAGUUAGAACAUAAAUAUAGUAUAGCCUGGGGUGGGGAGCUUAAAUCUAAAAUUAAAGCUUUUCUUUCCUAAUACAUGUAGACAGGCCUGUAAUGGGGAGGGUUAAGGGUUUAGGGCCGGGGUUCAAGACCAUGAUUCUACAGUAUCUGUCAUGAGAAAUGAAGGGUUUUUUUAAAUUUCCCUCUGUUGUGCCUACAACUCAGAAAAAAAUAUAUCUUUUUGAAAAAUCUGUCAUGUUUGUGACAGAUUUAUGUUUGGAAUACAUAAUAAUUUUGAUGUAAAAUAAAGCCAUACUAUGUUUCUCCCUAGUCAAUGAAGGUGCACUGAAAUCUAUUUUUCAGGUCUCGCAAAUUCAAAAUUUUCCCAAGGAAAGGCCCCAGACAUUUCUGAUGGAAGAGGGACAAUACUUACCCCCAUUAAUCCAUUUUUCUCCCUUAUCUUUAAAUUUUCUGGGGGACCUUGCUAAUAGCAGAGAAAUCACCAAAAUCAAGAACUGUGAUUCAAGCACCCUUGCUCCUCACUGUAUAUUUGAAUGCUAUUUUGCACGUAAUAAAUAAAUUAUUAUUAUGACUGCAAUUGUCUUUUUUGACACUGCUUCUCACUACAAUACUAAGCAGACCCAACCUAAUGUGAGAGUCUAUAAGAAAGGUCAAAUUAUAGUGGAGCUCUGCAGUGGAGCACCAUGGGUAAGAAUAUUUGGUUAUCUAUGCAUCCAAGAAAUUGUGGUUCUGAGAAAAUCGUCCGUAUGUACGUCAACCGCUUCAUGUAAGCUGGGUUGAAAUUUUGCAUUUCAAGUACCUGUGCGUUUUGGCGGUAAAUCACAUAGCCACCCAGACUUUUAGAUAUUAAAAAAAAGCAACAACAACGCUGAUUCUUUCUUUCGACUUUAUAUUAAUUUUAAUUUCUACAUGAUGGGGAUAACAGAGCAAGAGCUAGAGAUAAAAAACAAAGGAGACCAAUUUUGUUAGAAGAUCGUAAUAACUUUGAAAAUUUUAUAUCGGCGGUGAGAAAAUGAGAAAUGCUAGCGGCCUCCAAGGGGAAAAUGAGUGGCAGUGAAAAUAAAAAGUGAACAGGAACACAUACAACAUUUCCUCCAUAAAACGUGUAACUAGGAAGUUUCUGGAAGUUUCACGUUGUAGUCGUGCAAAUUAAAACAACAGCAAAGAAAUGUACAAAAAAAGUGUGCUGGCAUGUCCAAAGUUGUUUUUUUUUUCGCUGAUUAGACCUACUGAUUUCUUUUUGCUGUGUUUGUUGCCAGCGCUACUUAGCAUUAGACAAUAUUAUAUUUUGUUCCAUUCAGCUAUAGAUAUUAACGAGAGCUUCGCUUUUAGCCCUGGCUAAAUCUAUAUGUUACAUACAUGUCAUGUAGUUCACCUAGAAUCAGCCCUAGUAGGAAAUUUUAUGAUGAAUUUUCACUGAGCUGUUAAUUGUUUCUUAUACAUUCUCUAGCCUGGUGGAGUAACAUGGAAUUUAUUGUUGAUGAUGGUGCAGGGAAUCAACUGUUUAAUGUGAAAGAAAGUAAGUUAAAACUUUGCAUUAUCUCAGCCAAUCAGUACAUGUAUUUAAUGUAGUGACUUGCUUAUAAUCUGACUGUAACUGUAAUGUAAAUUGCAAACUUUUACUGAACAGUUAAGUCUGAAAUUGGCAGAUCUUUAUCAACAGAAGGGCUGAUUACACUGUAUUAGAGGGAUCCACGUGCAGGGGCCAUGGAGCAAGGUGAAAAGUGGGAGGGCUGACAAUUGAAAUAAUAUUUUUCAUAUUGAAAAUCGAAAAAAGGAAUAAAAUCAUAGUAUUUGAUUUUCAAAAAGUGGGGGCGGGGGCGGGGGCGCAAAAAAGUGAUGGGGCCGCGGCCCUACCAGCCCCUCCCCCUCCGCGGUCCCUGACGUGUACAUGUAUUUUGAUUUUUCAUUUGAUUUAUUUCAUUGAGAAGAUAUUAUUCAAGGCUGUCAUUAAGAGGCAGGGGCUGGGAUUUCCCCCAGCUACUAAGAACGUUGCCCCUGGCAACUUUCGUGGGAAAGUAGAAGAAAAAUAAAGCCCAAAGAAAUCCCUGGCUUGUUGAUUCCCCGCCUACUUGUUGUAUUUACCCGGCAACUUAAUAUCAUAUUGACAGCCCUGUUACAGGAGCCUGCCUGUGCCUGUUCCAGGCUCUCAGAUAGUGGGGAAGACGUGAAAGUAAAAGGCACGUGAAAAGUUAGCAGGGCAAAAAAGAGGAAACGGAAGGGAGAGAGAGCCUGUAAUCAUUUCUUUUAUGACCCUCUAAUUCUGCCCACUUUCGGCACGUUUGAGAUAAUUAGAUUCCGCCUGUCAAACUGUUGAAAUGUCAAUGAGCUGGAAUCUUUCUCAAAUUUCUCGUGAGAUUAUUUCAUGCAGGGCUAAUCCCUUAUGUGAGCAUGAGCAAUUUGGAGUGUAAAAGGUGGGUCGGUAGGCAAAACACAACUUUUACCUCGUGCCAAAAUGCUGCUCGUUCCAAUUAAUAUUUUCUCUUACGGGUAAAUUAUGCUCUAGAGGGGUCUACAUUUUGACUGAGCAAACUAUGUUGUCACUUGUUUCAUGUUGAGAGGUCGUGACACGCAUAUUGAUUUUCUGCGGUAAUUGUUUCUGGUUGGCAUGAUUGAUGAUUUGCCCUCUGAUGCAAAAGCAUUUUCUUUGACCUCUUUUAAAACGUAAAGUUCUUCAUUUGCAGAUAAAGAAGAGUUUUAGGUUGUUUUAAUUUUCUGUAAAGUCCCUCCUUGACCUGAAUAACUGAAAGCGAUUUUCUUUUGUGCGUGAUUGUGAUGGCUUCCUUCAAUGAGUUUUGUCACGCUGGGCCCAGUUCGUUAGUGUUUUUGCAGGAUGUUAUUUAAAUUCUCACGGUCAGUGAUUCGCAGAUCCAAAUUUCAAAGAAUGGAUUGCAGCUUAAACUGAAGCUACUUUAAAAUAUGGAGAACUACGUUGUGAGUCAGUCAAGAUUGCUCUUUAAGCAAUGAUUUUUUUAACACGCAAGCUUGUUUUUGUAAAGAAAUCCUUAGAUAAUGGAGUCUGGACUGGAGCACGAAGAUGACUCCUUCUUGCAACUGUUCUGUUAUUGCCACUUUGUUAUCAGGCAAGACCGAAGCGCGUGGGCAGGAUUCCAAAAACAUUUUUUCCUCGCGCCAAGUUCACAAGGCAGGUCUUCUGUUCCUUCCUCAGCGCUCCUAUGUGAGGGAAAUCUCGUAAACAUUCAUUCAACACAGAAAUUAUCGUGUAUUUCUCUAUUUCACGCGCGUGGACUCCGCAUGACAUCUUUCUGAGUGACAGGAACAACCCGCUUUGAGAGUGUUGAUAUAAUCUGUCAAAUCUGACCAAUCAGAGGGUAUACCAUGAGCUGGUACACCGGAACGGGUUGUUUAAAGAAAUGAUUACAGGCCCCGCCGCCCCUUCUCUCCCCAGUUUCCUCCCGUUUUACUUUCGUCUUCACACUCUCUCAAUUCAGUGGGCCCAACUAUCUCGGAGCCCGGAACAGGCUAUGCAGGAGAUUGCAGGUUUCAGCAUGCAAAGAAAGUUAAGUGUCCGACAGCCCGGGGCUAGUGGAUUUUGUUAUCGGGCUAGUUAAUUCUGUUUUUAACCUGCCCGACGGGCAAGUGAUGUUUUUUUGAGGAAUUCGAAUAACAGAAGAACUGUGAAAUCAAUUCUGCUCGUCAAAAAGCUUUUGGGGCUAGCGGAAAUGACGUUUGGGCUAGUAACUGCUAGCUUCAGCUUGCUCGAAGGGCAAGCUGUAAAAAUGAUUUUCUUUGCACGCUGGGUUUGAUUCAAGGAUCUCAUGAGAAAGGACCACAUAAAAUGGCCGCCUGACUCCAUUUAAGGCGACUAAAAAAUACUUUCCUCAUUAGUACUUUCUUUUUAACUAUAUUGACACUCCAUUUUUUAAAUUUUUUUUUUCAUAAUUGCCUAAAAAAUAAUUACGAAACUUUGUCAAUUUCCGCAAUAAUUCCAAAAGGCAUAAUAAAGAUACAUGCAAAUGACUGUCUGUAAGUACAGUUGGAAUAUUGGAUGGCCUUUUUAUGGCUGCCAGUGUAGCAUUUUUUUUUCAGAUUCUAUAUAUAACCAGACAUAUCUCAUUGAUGAUCAAUGACAUCAAUAAGUAAUCAAUGGGUAAUCAAUGAGUAAUCAGCUGGUUAGUCAUUAAUUAUUGCUGAUGAUCAAUGAAUAAUCGAUGACUAAUCGAAGACAAACUAUUUUAUGGCCUAUUGAUUACUCAUCGUAGUCAUUGAUGUCAUUGGUUACUCAUUGAUUACCUAUUGAUUACCUAUUGAUUACUCAUCUAUUACGAAUAUCCCGCCAGCUUCUGCUAGUAAUAUGGAGAAACCCAUUUUUAUUGAAAUGAUGUUUACCCUUAACAUAUGAAGUUAUAACACAGGCAAGACUGACUCAUCUAAGAAGACUCUGAAUAAGCUAUCCCCUCUUGGACAUAUGCAAACAAAGUGGAGCUCUCAACAAUUUAUUAAUACAUUUCAUUUUUGGUUGUACAUGUUCAUUAAUUUUGUAAUGAUAACAAAUUAAACAGCUUAAUGAUAACAACAUUGCUAUAAAGAUGCUGAGCCUUAUGCGUAUCAAGAAGCUUAGGGUGAUAUUUCCUGCGGCAGCUGUUUACAGUGUAUUUACAAAGAUAAACUGUUGGAACUUUGGAAUAUAUACUGCCGUUGUAAGUAUGCAGCUGCAGUACAUGGCAGUGUUGCAACUGGCACUCUCACUUUCACGCAGCUAGGUCUACCAGAGGUAUUCAGGUGAGCGGCAUUAAAAAGAUGGACAAGUUGCGAUUUUUUGGCCUUUGAACUGAAGGCAAUUCCUUUAUCUUUUGAUAAUACCUUCACAAAGAAUUCUUCAAACUUAACCAGCUGAGUACAAGCGUAGUCUACGACAAGGUCUGGUUUAACAACAGGUGCCAGAAAGAAGAUUCAGCCACUUCGACUGCAGCGGUUACUAGCAAUGAUAAUGUUGUUGUUUGAACUAAUAAAAUCUGAAAAAGUCAUUCAUGUUACGUUCAACGUGUAUUCCUUUUUUCUUUUUUUCUCAUGGAAAUGUCAUUUGCAGCCACACAAUGAUAUUGAUAAGUAAUCAAUGCAAUUCAUGACUAAAAAUUUUGUGGCCUGUUGAUUACUCAUCGAUUACCCAUUGAUUACCCAUCAAUUACACAUUGAUGUCGUUGAUUUCAUUGAUGAGAUAUGCCUGGAUCGAUAUAAAUACUUUAGGGAAAACCAGUUACACUACCACAAAAUGGCUUUCCAUUAUGACAACUCUAACAGUAACUAAAUCACUUGCCAGUGUUGCAUGGCAAGUGGUACCAGUCCACCACAAAUUAUACCACUUUAAGGUAUAAGGUAGAUCUCGAUCAUUUUGAUAGGGGAGUCACCCUCCCCCCCCCUUCCCACCCCUCUGUGAGGGUUAGUCGGCAAAUGAGCUCCUCAGAACUUUAAUGUCCUGGUAAUUAAAAAAAGCACCAAUGACUGUCUUGCCCUUUGACCACAAUUUAUUAUCUUUUUUUCUUUCAUGUCAUCUUGCAGUCAAGACACUAAACAGUUUUGUUCAAGCCCUUCUUGGCCAGUGGCGAUCUUUUUACAUGAAAGUUAUCAACAGCUCUGCGGGUAAUUGGAUUAUGGAGCUUGAGCACCCAGCAAGCUGUAGCUGUCCUGUUUUCUGCCCCUGGGCUGGACCCGCUAUGACUGUCCGUAUGCCCACUGGUGAAGUCCUUGGACAUAUCAAACAUGCGUAAGUCAGUUAAUGAGAUUUGUUGUUAUAUUGAAUCUUGGGGGAAAAUCCCAAAUGGAAAAGUGCAGAUAAGUUUUGGUAUCAAAUACAGUUAAGUACUCCUGAUAACUCCAAGCUUCUAAGGAAAUCAGAAAAGGUCAAGUUAUCCGGAGUUCGAGUUAUCAGGUUUGUUGAAGUAAAUAACCGAAAAUAGGGGGUAAAGAAAUUGGGAAGGGGGACGAAUGCAAUUAUCAUGCACAAUUCACUUCAAAGGCAGCAGACUUUUAGCCAGGCAUUGAAAACUGGCCAUCCAGAAGGCAUGUUUUCCCAUAAAAUUAUAAGAGAUUAAGUGAAUUUUGCUUGUAUUUCUUCCCAAAAUGGGCAUCCAUAAGACUGCUGGACUCCUCUCUGGCUAAAACCUUGAACAUACAGUUGUGUUUUGAUACAGUAUUUUGAACCCAGCAAAAAUUAUGGAAUUAAGCUACAUAACAUUAAAAGCUUGAUUGAUAUACAGGGCUGGACACUGUAUUUGAACUUUACUGACAAAAAAGUAAAGGAAAAGAAUACACAGCUGUUUUAAAAUAAAUCCAGUGUUUCAGACUACAGAACUUUGUUGGUUUUUUUGUUUUUUUGACUUGUUACACGCUUUAAACACAGUUUGAGUUAUCAAGAGCAAAAUUAUACAGAAAUAUUGAUCAGAAGGGAAAAAAUUACUUUGAGUUACUGAGGGUAAAAUUACUGAACAGUAAAUGUAUGAGGGAAUUAUCCAGUAGAAAUCGAUUUUGGUUCAAGUUAACAUGAGGUUUGAGUAAACGAGAGAGUUCAGGUUGUUGGGAGUUGAAUAUAGAAUUUUAAGGGUGAAAUGCCAAUAUUUUCACUCAUGUGGGUAUCAAUUUUCAUUUGUCUCAUCCUUUAAGUAAUUAUAAACAGGAUCUGACAGGGUUAGGGUCCCGGGAUGACACAAACCUGUCCAAAAUUUAUACAAAUACUCCCCCUCCCUCCCACCACCCUUCUCCUCAGCUGGGUGCCUGUCAUACUGUGUCAACUGGUGGUUGCAACCUAUUACACAACAAAAAUAAGGCCAAUUUUUACCCAUCUUUCUUGCAAUAUUUACAUGAACAUCACUGAAGCUAUUAUUAUGGCGUCUUUUAAAGUUUUUUUUUUUAAUAUUAAAGCUUUGAACCAUACCCAGAUAGGUGUUGAGGUUUAAUUUUGAAUUUUGUGAUCCCUUACACUUUCACAUAGCUGUGCCUCCCCUCUCCCCGUUAGUAUGUAAAUGAUUAACAAAAUGAUUUUACAUUUAACAGUGGAAGAGAGACCUGUGGUAGUUGGCUUGGACCUUCAUACUACUUUGAAGUUUAUAACUACGAAGGAAAUCUGGUCUACAAGGUGGAAGGUCCCGCGGGGUACCCCUGGGAAUGCACAAGGGACAGUGUUGCUGUCUUUAAGGUAAAACAAUGAGUUUCUUGAUUUAUAUUUUUGGAGAUUUAUGGUGGGGUACCAUAUAAUAAUAUCUACAGCAGAAGAUCAACACUAAUGCAGUUCUUGCUGGGGGAGUAACAAGGACUUAAUAAAUUAAAAGCGUGUAAACUACAUGUAAGCUUAUGUUAUCCAUCUUGAUUUGAAUGUAGCCUGUGAACAGGCUCUCUGUUUGGGGAAAAAAGGCCUGUUCACAGGCUAUAAAUUUGAAUGCUAUGUUUAAAUCUAGUCACUUUCACGUUGUUAGCUAAGAUUGACAGAUCUAAUGCCAAGCCGUAGGGUACUAUUAUAUCCUAUAAGAAUAUGUUAUUUUAAAUAACUUAGGUUACUUACUGAGUCUGUUAUUGCUAUCGCGGGCGUCCAUUUUGAAUGUAAUUUACAGUUGGUGUGAGGCCUGGAGCCAAGAAUAUUGAGGAUCUUGGAGUCGGUUUGGGAGACUGGGACUGGGACAGGCGUUAUUUUUUCGCGUUUUUCAGGCGGGCGAAGGCAAGUGCAAAGCGAGGAAGGGGGCGCCAGACACGGGCAACCGGCUACUGGGGGAGGCGCAGAAAAAAUAACGCCUGUCCAUACACCAUUGUUUGCUCCAUUCCGCCCCCAACACACCCCUAAAUGACGCAACUAAUUAUAGCGGAAGGUCAAAAAGGUCAAAUAUCCAAUGAAACAAAACAGCCAUGUUUAUUUUCUUUAUCUCAAGGAAAUUCGAAGUACUACUCACUAGCCUGCGCAGACGUAAACAAACUCCGGCUGGACUUUAGCCUGUUCCAGGAUCCGAGAUAUUGGCGAAAAGUCGUUCAGCAAAAAGAAAUGCUCUCUCCCAUUUUUCUCGCCGCCACCGCCUUCUUUCCCAAGUCGCGCGCGUCUUGUUUUUGCUUUGCUCGUUUUAAUACAUCCGCAUUAUACUAUCUGAGAGCCUGGCACAGGCUAGCUGGACUUAAAGUUUAGAUUCGUCUGCGGCACAGGCUAACUGCUUACUACCGGUGAUUGUGGAAUAUCGGAUGUUUGGCGAGUGAGGACUCAACUCUUCAAGGAUUUAAGACAUUCAAGUCGGGCAGCGGUUUGGAGUCCUCCAGACCAGAAGAAUGUCUUGCAGAGGGUUACGCUAAGCUAUUGAUAAAACUAGGAGCCAAUAACUAACCUACAACAGUUUCCGCAACAACAGGAAACCCCUAGCCAUUUAGUUGUAAUUUUUUUAUUUAUGCAUGGCUCACAAAGACAAGAUAGGCUGUUAGCCUGCGAGCAAGCUCUCCUAUUUGGGCGAGUGAAGCGAGUCUCGCGAGAACGUGCGAGCGAGCUGCGAAGCCGCGAGGGGCAGAGGAUCGGAGCGUUCUCGCGAGGCUCGCCAAAAUAGGAGAGCUUUCUCGCAGGUUAGCUGUAAGUUGGUCAGCUGAGUUAGUGUUUUCUUUUUUGCCAGAUUUUAAAAGAAGGCAGCCAGUCUGAACCCGCCCAAGAAGUCGGUGAGAUAACACACACUUGGCGAGGUUGCUGCGGUGGUAUUUGCAGCUGCUGUAUAUCUGGUGAACCGGACUUCGUCACCAUUUCAUGUAAGUUUUCAGAGUUUUUGUUUGUAGCAGUACUUAUAAUUUUUUUAACUGCUCUGUGCAGCGCUUUGCGAAUAACACUCAUUGUCUUUUAAUGUUUUUGCUUGGUAUGUGGUCAAAAACAAAAACAAUACCUUAGGAAUAACGUAAUAUAGUAUUGAGGUUCUACUAUUCCAUAAAUCAGUUAUACCAUUACUGGGACCAGGAAUAUCGUUCGAUUUUUCUCAGACUAGAGGCUCUUGGGUUCGUUAAAUAGAUGCUUAUUAUUGUAAAAGUUCGUUUUGAAAGUCUAUGUUCCAAUAAACAUCAACUAAAUAAGGGCAUUAGUCAUGUCAAGACGUUUAGAAGCUGCUGAAUACGGCACUAGCUUAUACGAGGGCAUCGUUCUCUCGAGCAAAUACGGUCAACAAAAGCACUUCACCUUUCUUCAACACUGCUCCACUCUCCACUAUUUACCGCUAGAACGUUUCUUUGAUAAAGUUGGCGGGUGAUGUUUGGGGUUCUUCGAAGGUGUAGGACCUGCAUGAUAAGAAUCUGAAGAAUUUACGUCUAAUGAACUGAUGGAAACGUUCGAACGUGCGGGUUGUAAAAGCCGAAGAAUACUACGGUGGCAGAAGGACGUGAAUUUUGUUUUAAAAACAUAACGGGCCAGUUAAAUUUAAACGCAGUUUAACCAGUGUUUAACAAAAGCGCGUUCUAAGCCAUUUUCAGUUUGCCCGAACGCUUUAAUGUAAACACCGUUUAUCGUGAACAAGAGAGAAUGAUCUCUCUCUUGUCGUGAACAGUUUUAUGAAAGCAUAUGGUGUAGACUAGUAAAGCAUUUGUCUUCUUAAAACAACCCACUAAGAAAGAAAUGUGUAGAUCCAAAGAUUUCUUAAAUCAAGGUUUAAGUUAGCCGACCCCGAUGUUUUUAUUAUGUAUAUUAUACAGCUACUUUGAGAGAGGUUCUUGUAAAAACUGCACACGACAAUCCCAAAAGGUAUUGUGGGUGGUAUUCAGUUCAUUGUUCUUCAAAGUAAUUUGAAUAAAUGGCAUGGAAGGCCAUAGACGUAUCUUUGUGAGUGCUAAGUGCCUACCAUUUGACUUUUUAGGGGGGUUGGAGGGGGUAUGGGUGAUUUGGUUUGGGUAAUGAUUUUUCUUCCCCAAACCUGUGGUGAUAUAAUUUCUUUUUCUCCUACAUACAACGGUGUAAGAUUUUUUUCCAGGAUUUUAAGUCAUGAAAGAUAUUUUUUCCCCUGGUAUUUCCUUUCAAGAAUUUUUUUUCCUUCGAAAUCAUCCUUCAAGAGAUUUUUUUUCGAUGCUGAAAUCACCCAUAUUCAAAGUCAAAUGGUCGGCUCCGAAAGGAAAGCAACAAAAGUAGGUUCGACAGCCACAGUGUCAGGAACAGUGUUGAUCAUAUCCCAUAUUACCUUGCGAGAUUGUCGCGUGCACAUUUUUUCCAACAACCUUUCUCGAAAUAUCUGUAGACAUAAUUCAAAUUUGGGCGGGGGGUAGGCGGUGCAGUUGCAUAAGCGGAAGUAAAGCGUUUAACUGAGCUGAACGCCGAACUUGAGCGGUUACGUCUGACGUUAAAUCCUUUACAUCUGGCUUCAGAACGGAUUAAUAAGAUGUUUCACUUUCCAACGGUCAGAAAGAAAUUUGUGCAUUUUCUCUUAAAACACGGAAAACUGAAAACGGAUUCGGUAAUUGGACUUGUUAGCUGAUUUGAUUCUCGAGGUACGUUUUCCAUUAAACAAACUGAUCUCUGCUUGGAGUUUGCGUUCUGUUGGAAAAUUCACAAUUGGAAGCGGUAACUUUAAACGAAAGUAACCUAUGUGAACAAUUAAAGUACAAUAUACUCUAUAUCUUCAAUGGAAAGUACCCUAUAUGUUCAUAGAACGAUAUUUUUUCAGUUCCAGAGUCUCUUUCGGCGGAAGACAAGGCUCUUUUUCUUGGCCUGUUGUUCUCUGUGGUAAGUCUUCAUAUAUUUUUUCUUCAGUUUUGUUUGCUACAUACAGCAUCGCGAGGACAAAUAUUCCCCAAAAUAGUUUUAAUUUCAAACCUUCCCUAACGGUCACCUCUCUAGAACGGCCACUUUUUUUCGCGGAAAGUCCAUACAUUGACUCUUGUUUAAAGGAGCUCUGUCACGAAACUCUCGGCAAAUUAGGUAAUAACAAAAUGCCCGAUAAAUUAAGAGAAACUUAAAAAUAACCGCUUAAAAUAUUAAAGGAAGGUUAAAAUAACACAACAGAAACAACAGAUUCCACGGAUGGGCAAAACUGAAGAAGACUGAAAUGGAUUGAAAUUAGGGUUUUUGAAAACUGUUCAGCCUAACAGUUUUUCAAAGUUGAUCCCUGCUGCUUGCAACUUCAAAAAUAAUGCGCAGGAAACAUAUUCGUUUGUCUUGGAUCUCUCAUUUUGUCAUUUACAUGUAAUUUCUUUGCUUAUUUUAAUUUCCAUAGCGAUUGAGGGCUAGUAAUUGGCAAAAUUAAACAAAAUGAACUGGACUACCGUGACACAGCCCCUUUAACCCUCUCUUCAACUUUCUUCUGUCCCCAAUGUGGCCUUUGUGGAGAGGUUCAGCUGUACCUGAAUUAGAAAGCAUAAGGGCACACAUCCCUGCAACAUUUCAGUCCCUGUCACAGCAUGUCCCUAAAAUAUGUCCCUUCGUGCCUCCCAGCCUAAGGAACGGACCACUGGAAACGUUAAGGAAGGACGGGGGAAGGGGGUGCACGGGAAAGAACUUUUUUACUCCAUUUUAUUAAUUUAGGUUUUUAAUACUUUUUUUUUCUUUUCUGUUACUUUUAGAUGCAUGCCUACCUUGAAGUUCAGUAAAUAUAGAAGAAGUUAUCAUGUAUUACUAAACAUCAUAAAUGAAACUGUA
This is a messenger RNA of Porites lobata, 13194 nucleotides long. The record is from the annotation of a GenBank genome assembly. Lineage: Eukaryota; Metazoa; Cnidaria; Anthozoa; Scleractinia; Poritidae.